This is a messenger RNA of Lonchura striata (white-rumped munia), 4076 nucleotides long. RefSeq names its product solute carrier family 25 member 3 (gene SLC25A3). Gene Ontology annotation, cellular component: mitochondrial inner membrane. Lineage: Eukaryota; Metazoa; Chordata; Aves; Passeriformes; Estrildidae. Gene Ontology annotation, biological process: mitochondrial phosphate ion transmembrane transport. Gene Ontology annotation, molecular function: phosphate transmembrane transporter activity. The record is from RefSeq and is a predicted model, not a curated record.
CGGCCCCGCCCCCGGCGCGGUGAAGGACAAGGUGACGGCGCGGCGCCCGCGUUCAGCCUCUGCCGCAGCGGCUCCAUCUUGCGAGGUCGCCAUGUUCUCGUCCAUCGCGCCGCUCGCGCGGCACAACCCGUUCUGCGCGCCGCACUUCCAGCUGGUGCAGGACGGCGUGAGGAAGCGCCCGGCGGAGCCCGCGGAGGCCCUCACCACGCGGCGGGGCCUGGCGGCCGCGUCCGCCGACGAGGAAUACAGUUGUGAAUAUGGCUCGCUCAAGUUUUAUGCUCUCUGUGGCGUUGGUGGGGUCCUAAGUUGUGGCCUGACACACACUGGUGUCGUACCUCUGGAUUUAGUGAAAUGUCGAAUGCAGGUUGAUCCACAAAAAUACAAGAGCAUCUUCAAUGGAUUUUCAGUGACAAUCAAUGAAGAUGGUGUUCGUGGCUUGGCUAAGGGAUGGGCUCCAACCUUUAUUGGCUACUCCAUGCAAGGGCUUUGUAAAUUUGGUUUCUAUGAAGUUUUCAAAAUCCUGUAUGGCAACAUGCUGGGAGAGGAAAAUGCCUAUUUGUGGCGUACUUCGCUAUAUUUAGCUGCAUCUGCCAGUGCAGAGUUUUUUGCUGACAUUGCUCUGGCUCCAAUGGAAGCUGCUAAAGUUCGUAUUCAGACACAGCCUGGAUAUGCAAACACUCUACGGCAGGCUUUACCCAAAAUGUUUGCAGAAGAAGGCAUCUGGGCUUUCUAUAAAGGUGUUGCUCCGCUAUGGAUGAGACAGAUUCCAUACACAAUGAUGAAAUUUGCCUGCUUUGAACGUACUGUUGAAGCUCUCUACAAGUAUGUUGUUCCCAAGCCACGAAGUGAAUGUACAAAAGGAGAACAGCUGAUAGUCACAUUUGUUGCAGGCUAUAUUGCUGGUGUAUUCUGUGCAAUUGUUUCCCAUCCUGCUGACUCUGUUGUGUCUGUGUUGAACAAAGAAAAGGGCAGUUCAGCUUCACAGGUUCUUAUGAGGCUUGGAUUCAAAGGUGUAUGGAAAGGUCUGUUUGCUCGUAUCAUUAUGAUUGGUACCCUGACUGCACUACAGUGGUUCAUCUACGAUUCUGUCAAGGUUUAUUUCAGACUUCCUCGCCCACCUCCACCUGAAAUGCCAGAAUCUCUGAAGAAGAAGCUUGGUCUAACUGAAUAGACAACUCAUGGACUGACUGCUGACUGACCCAGUGAUGAGUUUCAUGAAACUUUUAUAUAUUUGACUAUGUAGAAAACAAACUAUACAAUGUCAUUAUUGGUUGUGCCCUCAUCUCAUGUGAGGGUUUAAAUUCUACCACUGUCAUUGCCUGAAAUAAAUGAGAAACAGAAUGCUUAGUGUCUGUUUACUACUGCAUAUGUAAGCUUCAUUUCAUAGUAGCGAAUACCUCAAAUACUCCCUGGCUUCCCCCUCUCCCCCCAAAAAAAUUAAAAAAAAAAAAUACCCUGUUCCACACUUUAGAAACUAGAGAAAUGUUACUCUUCCACUUAAAAUUAGGUUUUCACUGUUUCCAGAGAAGUGCCAAGAACCUGUCCUUGCACUUGGAGCCCACUGAUCAUUUGCCUGUAAAAAGCUGUUACUGUGGAACAGCUGCACUCCUGAAUGGCCAAGAUGAGACUGGAGUCUGAUCGGGCGACCUAGUCAUGAUAUCAGUGUUUCUCACAGAGAUAAAAGGAACCUUAUGCAUACUAGAGCUGUUUCUGCCUUGGGAUGGUCAUCCCAACUUAACUUACACUUACUUGACUAAUUUCUGCUUCUGUUGGCUUUGAACCACACCAAAGAACUUGGCCAUUCUGAUUGUCCUGUGGAAUUAAUGAGUAGUUGCUACCUCUUAACUAGAGAAAAGCUGAUGUUAAUAAAGAUUUUCAAAUAUAUUUGACUACUAAUGGUGUACUUCAGCUUUACAAUAAAAUAAAAAUGGAUUGUCUUUUAUUCUAAAGUUUGAAAAACUUGCCAGCUUUUCCCUACAUUUGCUAUGCCUGGAGUUUUUUAUUUCAUGUUUUUAUUUCUGAAUUAGUAUAAUACUGAAUUAUGGUUGAACCAUGUAUUUCUGCAGCACAAGGAGCCAUACCAGGUUUUUUAGACCUUGAUGUGAAGAAAUACAUGUUCCUCGACACAUAAGAGGAGACAAUUAAGGCAAUGUUAAGGUAUUUGUUUUUGAAAUUUUUUCUCAUUUCACCUGUUCAAUAACCUACAGUUAGUAAUCACUACACCCUAUCCAGUAUUACUUUGCUCACAAAUAAGAGCUGGAGCUGAUGUGGGUUUUUUGCGAUACUCUGGAUAGGCUGCAUUACAGCAUGUGAGCUGUUGAUACAGAAUUUAGCUUGGUACUUACUUAUGUUAUACUGCUUUCUUCCUCUUUAUUUGGCUCCUUCAGAGCCAAAAGGACAAAUCAGGCUGAUGCCAUUGGAAUAUCAUAAAUGUACUGACUGCUGUAUCUUGCUGGAGUCAGAUAUGCCUGCUAUUGUAGCACUGAGCUUCUCACUCCCUGGGAAAAUCCUCCAACUUCCAGGAUUUUGAAUGAUUAUGCUAAAUGAGAAAGCUGGGCCUUAUUUUGAAUUGUUGCCUUUCAAAAUGCAGAGUAAGAGCUAGGACUACACCAUUUCUCUGUCACCAUGACAGUAAUAAAGGCACUCUUCAGAGUGGCUGCUAUCUGCCUGUAUUAUGCAGCAAAGUCAAAUUUAGACCCCAAGUCUAAAUAAAAUACAAGUACUUUGUUGAAUUAAAAUUAUUUAAUGCUAAAAGUAUGUAAAUCUUGUUUCCCCAUCGUGAAUGGGAAGCUCUGAAAUUACUUAAUGAGUCAUUAAAUACUUGUAAGAGCUUCCUUGGAGAAAAGCCCUUACUAUGACUUGAUCUUGUAUUAAGGCUGUUGAUGUUAAAUCACCUUUUGAGGUUGUGUGUAUGGUGCAGCUUGCUACACAAAAUUGUCACUUUCAUACACUGAAAAUCAGUUUCUUUAGAGGCAUGUUUUAACUCAGUAAGUUUUUCUUUGUUAUCUGAAAGUUCCUUCUAAACUUGGCGAAAGUGAAGAACUGUCAAAUUUUAAGGCUUGCAGAGAGUGAGAUAAGCUUUGCUCAUGUAGUAAGGUAGUCUGUCAAGCAAUCUAGUGCUGAGCUAAAUUUCUCGACGCUCUCGUUCUGUAUGUGGAGCAAAAUCGCACAAUUUUUCUCUACGAUUAAGUCAGUGUUGCACAGUUAGUUACAAAUAUGUGCAAUAAUAAGAAUCUUAAGUCCAUUUUCUUAUUUCUCACUGGUAGACCUGAAAUGGUCUUUUAAAGAUGCUUAGAUAAUUUUAUCAAGGUAGAUCUGAGAUAAGACUACAAGGAGCAGGCAGCAGUUCCUGUUCUGUAACUGAGAAAGGGAAAAUACAUGUAGUGCUCUUUGCAGUGUUGUGUUUCAGUGGAAAACACAAGAGGGGGAGAGAAUUGCCUUGCAGCAGCCAGCUUCAUUAACAUUCAGCCAUUGUCCAGAUGCUUGUUAGGAAAGAGUGUUGCUUAAUGGGUCGCCUGCUGGUAUUUUAAAUAAGCUUUAUCGGGAAAAAUGUAGUAUCAAAAUGCAUCUAAAACGUCAACUUUGUUGUUAACUGCUUUGUGCAUAAUGCCUGGUACAUUUUCUGAAGGUUGAGAUGGAGCAGUGGUACUUUUGAUUUGCACUUCCAUUGCAAGGAAAGUCCUGGAUCCAAAAGGGGUACCCCAUUUUGAAAUUAGGUAACUCCAGACCCAUCAAUAAAUCCCAAAGUGCUCUGUAAAACAUGGAUAUGCUGCUUGUGUAUAUUUUAUGAAGGAGAAAACAUACUUUCUUGCUGGUUAUGGAGCUGAGAUGAGCUUUCUGGUUUAAAGCAUACUAUAUAUAUAAAUUUGGAGUAACAACUGCAUUUGCUCAUGGUGUUUGUAUCAGGUUGUGUUACAGAUGAAAUGUGCUGACACUGAUACUCGCGGAAAUGUCUGUUGCAUAUCAUUUUAAAAAGGACUGUAAUAAUACAAAUAGUUGUAACUCAUUUACAUUUUUACAUAGAAAUUAUGUAGUUCACAGUGAAAACAAUAAACAUCCUGCUUUUUUAUAGCAAA